Messenger RNA from Agrilus planipennis (emerald ash borer), 960 nucleotides. Its product is annotated as trypsin 3A1-like. Gene Ontology annotation, molecular function: serine-type endopeptidase activity. Gene Ontology annotation, biological process: proteolysis. Bases 70 to 909 code for a protein of 279 amino acids. The transcript has 4 exons. NCBI's taxonomy places the organism in Eukaryota, Metazoa, Arthropoda, Insecta, Coleoptera, Buprestidae. The record is from RefSeq and is a predicted model, not a curated record.
AAUAAGGAUGACUAUUUAAGGAAUUAUCCAAUCGAAAUUAAUUGCAGUUGAGAGUCCGCUUUCAAGAAAAUGAAGCCCACAAUUGUUGCAUGCUUGGUAUUUUCCCUUUUGGGAUUUUCCAAUUACAUCAAUGCAGCAUCAAUUCCUUCCAAUGCUGCGGCGUCACUUCCUUUUGAUGGCGAGCCAGUUCCUUCCAAUGCUGAAAAAAUCCCGUCAUUUGGCAGAAUUGUAGGAGGCUCAGAGGUUGAUAUAAGCAAUUAUCCUUAUCAGGUUGCUUUGCUGUAUUCUUCCUCUCAAAUUUGUGGUGCAUCAAUUAUAAGCCAUUCGUGGAUUCUUACAGCUGCACAUUGUAUUACAUCGAAUACCGUUUCGCGAUACUCCAUCCGCGCAGGAUCGAACUUCCGAUACUCCGGUGGCGUUACAAGGGCGGCUGGCAAUAUUUACGUUCAUGGAAGCUACACUAGUGCAAGCUCUUCUGGCUACGAUAUUGCACUCAUAGCGUUACAAUCUGCUUUGACGUUUGGAGGUACAAUUAAUGCAGUUGAUUUGCCGUCACCAAACGUUAAUAUUCCUUCCGGCACCAAUGCUAUCACAACUGGAUGGGGAGAUACUGUAGAAGACGGAAAUGGAAGUUCCCGACUUCGAGGUGUUACCGUACCAAUUGUCACUAAUAAUGAGUGUCGUAGCAGCUAUGGAAAUAGAAUAACCUCUACCAUGCUCUGUGCAGGUUUCCCUUCUGGAGGUCGUGAUGCUUGCCAGGGUGAUUCCGGCGGUCCAUUAGUAGCAAGUGGUUAUGGUCAAGUUGGUAUUGUCUCUUGGGGACGUGGAUGCGCCCGUCCUAAUUACUACGGUGUGUAUUCUCGCGUUCCUGCUCUUCGCAACUGGAUCACCACAGUAAGUGGAAUAUAAAUUAACACAUAUAAAUAGAUGUAAAAACAAAAAAUAUAUAUUUCAAACAAA